Messenger RNA from Ogataea parapolymorpha DL-1, 2064 nucleotides. RefSeq lists its product as uncharacterized. The transcript has a single exon. Gene Ontology annotation, cellular component: nucleus. NCBI's taxonomy places the organism in Eukaryota, Fungi, Ascomycota, Pichiomycetes, Pichiales, Pichiaceae. The record is from RefSeq and is a predicted model, not a curated record. Gene Ontology annotation, molecular function: ATP-dependent chromatin remodeler activity; ATP binding; DNA binding. The coding region runs from base 1 to 2064 and encodes 687 amino acids.
AUGACCUGGCCAGAUCAGUCAGACACGGAAGAAGAGCGUAUCCUGAAGCUGUUGCGCGAACAGCAGUCGCGUACAGCGACCCCUGAGCAGGCUGAAUUUGAGAGUCUUUCCAAGACGCGUAAACUGGAGAAACUGAACGAGCUGGUGAAGCGUUCGCAAGUGUUCAGUAGUAUCAUUGCUGACACGCUUUUGGACAGUUCCAAGAAGGAGGAAGUAGAAAGCAAGCAGAAGCGUCGCAAGACAAAUGACAGGAAGGCUGCCCAGGAUGAAUCUGUGCAGCCAAAACUACUCACCGGGUGCCAAAUGAAAGACUAUCAGAUAGCAGGUAUGGAAUGGCUGAUCACGUUGUAUCAAAACGGUCUCAACGGGAUCUUGGCCGACGAAAUGGGACUUGGAAAGACUUUGCAAAGUAUCGCCUUGAUUGCGUUUUUGAUUGAGCAAGGAAUCGAAGGCCCAUUUCUCAUAUGCUGUCCGUUGUCGACUGUAUCCAAUUGGAUCUCCGAGUUUGAGAGGUUUGCUCCGAAAAUCAAGGUUCUUGCUUAUGUUGGCACCAAGACGCAACGUCCAAAGUUGCGGCGACAGUUCUCCAAAAGUGCGGUAAUCGUCACCUCCUACGAGAUCAGCAUACGCGAUUUCCGCUAUUUGAGCGCCAAACUGUGGAAAUAUCUGAUCGUAGACGAGGGACACCGUCUUAAGAAUAGUGAGUGUCUUUUGAUCCGCCAACUGAAACGUCUUAGGACCUCAAACCGCUUGCUUUUGACGGGUACACCUCUGCAGAACAAUUUGAAUGAGCUUUGGUCUCUGCUGAACUUUAUUUUGCCGGAGAUUUUCCAUGACGUUGAUAUGUUUCAACAGUGGUUUGAUUUUUCUGCUCUGGAAGAAAUGAAAGAUGAGGAUACGGAGUUCAACGAGUUGAUCAAUGCAGAGAUUCAAAAAAGCUUGGUCACCAACCUGCACACUAUUUUGCAGCCUUUUCUGCUCCGCAGGCUAAAACGAGACGUGAUACAAGGCCUGCCACCAAAGAGAGAGUUUAUUAUUUAUGGCAAGCUCACGUCUAAACAGGAACAACUUUAUCGUGCUACACUGGGUCAAACGUUGAAAGAAUGCUUAUUGGUGAAUGGUUUAAAAGAAUACCUUUCAGUAAACCAUUUAUUGCAGGUCUCUGACGAGGAGGUCGAAAAGUUUGUGGCUCUGGAAGAUAAGCCAAAAGACCAUAAAUUGUACGAACAUUUUGAGUUUGUCAGGAAACAGGUUGGAACCAAAAAGCUAAUGAACGUGAUGAUGCAGCUGCGGCUGGUUUGCGACUCACCUCAUCUUUUUUUCUAUCCGUGGAACGACUACGCGGACUCAGGGUUGGUGGAACAGUCUGCCAAGUUGCAACUUUUAGAUCAAUUGCUUCCAGCGCUUCAUAAAGAUGGACACCGGGUUUUGAUCUUCACACAGUUCACGUCAAUGCUAGACCUGAUUGAAGAAUUUGUCAACAAUACACUAGGAUACAAGUCCUGUCGAAUAGACGGGUCCACCGAUCAGGCAGACCGUAAAGACGAGAUUGAUAGAUUUUCAACCGAGGAGGUGGACGUGUUUUUGUUGUCUACGCGUGCUGGAGGCCUAGGACUUAAUUUAACGGCUGCUGACUCGGUUAUUCUAUUCGACUCAGACUGGAAUCCGCAGGUCGAUCUCCAAGCAAUGGAUAGAGUCCACAGAAUAGGCCAGACCAAACCUGUGUCAGUUUAUCGACUGGUGAUUGCCAACACUGUUGAAGAGAUCAUGCUGGCAAAGGCAGACUCCAAAAGACGUCUCGAAAGGCUGGUCAUCCAGCUAGGUCAUUUUGAAGAUCUUUUGAAUUAUGGUACCGGCAACAGGAAGCCACAGGAUGCUCUUUUGGACAAUCUUAGUGAAUUCCUCAGUGCGAAAGAGUUUAGAAAAAGAGAGAUUGUAGACAACAAGCUUUCGGACGAAGAAAUGCGAGAAUUGCUUGACAGGUCGCCAGAAGCCUUCCAGAGAGAAAAUGACGACCAUUUCGCCCACUUGAUGCUCUUUGAAACAAUUAAUUCCUUACAGUAG